This is a messenger RNA of Pelobates fuscus (common spadefoot toad), 3114 nucleotides long. RefSeq names its product cell adhesion molecule 3 (gene CADM3). The transcript is spliced from 10 exons. Bases 485 to 1681 code for a protein of 398 amino acids. Lineage: Eukaryota; Metazoa; Chordata; Amphibia; Anura; Pelobatidae. Gene Ontology annotation, cellular component: presynaptic membrane. The record is from RefSeq and is a predicted model, not a curated record.
ACAUCUCAAGGGGAUCAGUGCAGAAGGCACCACAAUUCCCCACACAGAGGGGAGAGAGAGAGGCAGGCUGUACGCUGAACAUAUCCGGCCAGCUGCAGGAAUCCAAGGCAUUUUCUGAGCGAGCAUUCUCUGCAUCCUGUCCCCUGCUCAGCCAGUGUUCAUGGUCUAUUCCUGGUACCCUAUUUAAUUCCCUCUACUGCUGCAUCAUAGCUUGCUCGGUUCUAGUCCGGCUUCUGUCCUAAUAGGGGAGGACCCCCUUUUCCCCGCUUCCAGUAUCCGCCAGCCUGCUUGGAAUUAUCUCCAGCCUUUGUUUUCAUUUUAUUUUAUUUUUUCAAUUCAUUCUGUGUCUCCCGUUAGGAGAGUCAGGACGGUCUUGGUGUGUCUCUCCAUCCCUCCACCCUCCUUACAAUCUCCCUCCCUGGUUUGGAAGAAGAACAUCUAUUCAGGAAGGAUAAUAUUUGGGGAGAAUUGAGCCCUGAACAUCAUGCAUCUGGUACUGACCCUGCUCCUGUCCCUGGCUGCCUUCACCGUGGCCAACAUCCACAUCCACGACCUCAGUCAACCGGUCACGUCGGAUGAAGUGGUUCCCACAGGAGGUAAAUUAAUCCUAAAAUGCACAGUGGAAGAACACGAUGACUCUUCUCUGCAGUGGUCCAACCCUGCUCAACAGACACUUUAUUUUGGGGAGAAGAGAGCUCUACGGGACAACCGAAUCCAGUUAGUCCAUUCUAGCCGCAACGAGUUGACCAUCAGUAUUAGCAAUGUUCAAUUGUCCGAUGAAGGCGAGUACACUUGUGCCAUCUUUACCAUGCCCGUACGGAUCUCCAAAGCCAUGGUCACCGUCUUAGGAGUCCCCCAGAAACCCCAAAUAUUUGGUUAUGAAAAAGCUUUUAAAGAAAAUGAAAAAGCCAAAUUGCGAUGCACAACCAGUGGGAGUAAGCCUGCUGCCAACAUCAGAUGGUACAAAGGCCCAGAGGAGCUGGAAGGAGCACAAACCAGUACGUCAGAGGACGGAAAUGGCAAAACCUUUACUGUAAUGAGCAUUAUCGAGUUCAUGGUAGGCCGUGAAGAUGAUGGAAUUGAAAUCACAUGCACAGUUGGCCUUGAGUCCCUGCAAAGUACAGAUAAAUCUUCCAGCCACAAGAUUCAAGUCUUAUACAAACCAACUGCGAGGAUCGAGUCUCGGCCACAAAUGCCAAGGGAAGGAGACAAGCUGAGACUCCAGUGUGAUGCCUACGGGAACCCCGUGCCGGACCAAUAUAUUUGGGAGCGGGAAAAUGGAGAACUCCCUUCACUAGCUAUGUAUGAUGGGAGCAGCUUGGUUUUCCCCUUUUUAAAUAAGAGUGAUGGUGGCACCUACAUCUGCAAGGCUUCCAACAUGAUGGGAACGUACGUCACCCAGUACAAACUGGAUGUCAAUGACGCCAAUUUCCCAGACCCUAGUCCAAUUCCCUCCACAUCGAGCAUUGACCACGCUGUCAUUGGAGGAGUAGUCGCUGUUAUCGCCUUCCUAUUGUUCUGCCUUCUCAUCGUUCUUGGUCGUUACCUGAUCAGACACAAAGGUACCUAUCUCACCCAUGAAGCCAAGGGAUCUGACGAUGCCCCAGAUGCUGACACAGCCAUUAUCAAUGCAGAGGGUGGCCAAGGAGGCUCUGACGACAAGAAGGAAUAUUUCAUAUAAGCCUCAGCUCCUACUCCCCAAAAAAACGUGUCAACAGCAAUGAGAUUGAUCAACACAUAAUUCCAACAGCAAUGGCAAACAAAUUCAAACCAACAUUCAGAAAAUCUGAUACAGGAUGACUCUCUCUUAAACAUGCGAGAACCAGAGAGAACAAGAGAGAAAGAGAGAUACAGUGAACAGAGAGUCCAUGCUUCGAAAAAGAACUUGUACAAAGGUUAUUACUAAAAACUUUUAAAAAGAUAAAAAAAUUGCUUGCUUAAAUCUACAUAUCUUCAGUGAACGCACUAAUCUAACAAACAAAUAAUAAUAAUCGUGAGUUAAUAUAUUUUUUUUUUGGUUUGGUUUGUUUCUUAUUUUUUUUUCUGAAAUGUGUACAAAGUUUUAUGUUAUUAUUUUUUACUUUGGAAUGUUGGGGAAGGGUGGGGAGGGAUUGGGGGAGAAAGGAUAUUUAAAUAUAUAUAUAUAUAUAAUGUUCUGUUUGCCAGGGUAAAUAAAACAGAUAGGUUCGAUUUUUUGACACAGACGGGUUUUCCUGUUUCGAAUUACUAUGGUAGUAAAUUCUUUAUAGGACGCCAUCACUGAAGCUUCCAUUUUAUGGCCCAAAUGGGCACUUAUGGGUAUCGACCUGAAACUGCAAGAUUAUAGUCUAGGUUAUUAACUCUUUGUCGGCCAAGAAACGCCCAACUCAGGUUUGCAAAGGAUGUAAGGGGUUUGUUGGCUCUUGUCAGCUGAGCUAGUAAUUGUGCAGCUGUCAAUCACAGGAUGUGGCACAGACGCAGUGGGUGGAGUCUCAUGCCCUUUUUCUUGUUUCCUGCUCCAAUCACAAGUGGCUGUCCUCCCUAACCGAGUUUGCUUACACUAAUCAGGGUCUCGGUUUUUCUUACUGGCAAAGUGUUAUCUAUGGUGUCAUAAUAUAUUACAUGGAACUGUUUUGAUUUCAUCCUUCUCUUCCCUCUCCAUGGAUCCAUGGAACACAAAGAUAAUGUGAGGCAAUUUGCCAAGUGUAUAAAAAUGUCAGCCCUCUGAUCCAAUCAGAACAACCUGUUCCAAAGAGCCACGCAUGAGGGUGAGGUGUCGAUGUUAAGGCACUGCAUGUAUCGAUUGGGUCAUUCCAUUACGGCAAACUAUUAAGCAGAUAGUUGGUGAUUAAAGUCUGGCAAGGCAAUAUUUACUAAGGUAUAUAACAUGAAACAAUGAUGUGAACGCAUUGCAAGGGGAUCCAUAACUUAGCACUGCUUAGCAUUCGUGGGGCCAUUGCGCCAAACAAACGAUGGUGUCAUUCAUCAAGCAAACAUAACUAUAUUAACAUAUAAAUCUCUAUAUUAUGUCAUACUCUGUAUUUAUCAGGCUUGGCAUAAAUUGCUUUAUUACUGUGUGACUGUUGCUUUGUCCAUCAUUUGUCAUUUUUAAAUAAUUAAACUGUUAGUCUUAUA